AUGGAGGCCCUCUUCUUUAACGUGAAUGCCGGCUUCCUCGAAGGUAUCGUCAGGGGAUACAAGGCGGGACUCCUCACUCAGACGCAGUAUAAUAACCUGACACAGUGCGAGACGAUUGAAGACUUCCGUACGCAGUUAUCUGCGACUGACUACGGGACUUUCCUCGCGAAUGAGCCGCUGCCUAUCUCGACGUCAACCAUUGCCGACAAAGCCACGCAACUCCUCGUUGACCAGUUCAACUUCCUCCGUAGCAAUUCCGUCGAGCCUCUGUCCAAGUUCUUUGACUACAUAACGUAUGCAUACAUGAUUGACAAUGUCAUCUUGCUCAUCACAGGCACGCUGCACGAACGAAACACCCAGGAACUCCUUGAGCGAUGUCACCCGUUAGGAGUGUUUGAGACCCUUCCAGCACUCUGUGUUGCAACGAAUGUGGAGGAGCUCUAUCGAACCGCACUCGUCGAAACCCCACUUGCCCCCUACUUCCGCGACUGCCUCAGCGCGGCCGACCUCGACGACCUCAACAUCGAGAUCAUCCGCAACACGCUCUAUAAGGCUUACCUUGAGGACUUCUAUGCCUUCUGCGAGAAGCUCGGCGGGCCCACUGCCGAAGUCAUGCAGCGGACCCUUGCCUUCGAGGCCGACCGCCGCUCCAUAAACAUCACUAUCAACUCCUUUGGCACCGGACUUUCCAAAGAGUCCCGCGCGAAGCUCUUCCCCGCCUUCGGCCGACUCUUCCCUGCGGGCAAUAACGCGCUCGCUCGCGCGGAUGACGUCGACCAGGUCCGCCAGGCAUGCGACGGUGUCAUGGAGUACCGUGCGUUCUUCGAGUCAUCACCAGGAGGCUCCGGACGCGCACCAAAUGGUGCCAAUGGGAACGACAGCACUGCACACUUGCUCGGAGAUUUUAGCGAUAGCUUCGGGGACGCAGGAGCACCGGCGGAGAUGGAGGAUCGUUUCUUCGCAUAUGAGGUCCACCUGAAUAAGUUGGCUUUCCUGCAGCAAUUCCAAUAUGGCGUAUUCUACGCGUAUAUCAAGCUGAAGGAGCAAGAGAUCCGAAGCUUGACGUGGAUUGCGGAAUGUAUUGCGCAGGAUGCGCGGGACAGGAUACAUGACUACAUUCCAACCUUCUGA
Laetiporus sulphureus 93-53 is the source of this 1131-nucleotide messenger RNA. RefSeq names its product ATPase V0 complex subunit D. Gene Ontology annotation, cellular component: proton-transporting V-type ATPase, V0 domain; fungal-type vacuole membrane; vacuolar proton-transporting V-type ATPase complex. Gene Ontology annotation, molecular function: proton-transporting ATPase activity, rotational mechanism. Lineage: Eukaryota; Fungi; Basidiomycota; Agaricomycetes; Polyporales; Laetiporaceae. The record is from RefSeq and is a predicted model, not a curated record. The coding region runs from base 1 to 1131 and encodes 376 amino acids. Gene Ontology annotation, biological process: vacuolar acidification; vacuolar transport; proton transmembrane transport. The transcript is spliced from 5 exons.